Messenger RNA from Bombina bombina (fire-bellied toad), 1954 nucleotides. RefSeq names its product Y+L amino acid transporter 2-like. The record is from RefSeq and is a predicted model, not a curated record. Gene Ontology annotation, biological process: amino acid transmembrane transport. The transcript has 9 exons. Bases 170 to 1546 code for a protein of 458 amino acids. Gene Ontology annotation, molecular function: L-amino acid transmembrane transporter activity. Gene Ontology annotation, cellular component: membrane. NCBI's taxonomy places the organism in Eukaryota, Metazoa, Chordata, Amphibia, Anura, Bombinatoridae.
GUAUCACUUACAAAUCAUACCCACAGCUGCUUAUUUCAAUACCCUUAGACAAAGUCUUACCCUGCACUCACGUACAUUGGAUAUACAAAUUGUGCUGAAAAUUGUAUUUAAUUGCCUAUAAGAAAAAAAAUCUUGAAUGAGAACAUAAAGGUUGUAAACGUGCAUCAAUAUGGCAGAGCACUGGACUUCAUUGUUCUGUGUGCAAAACGAAAGGAAAGCUGAAAUCUGCAAUGCAACAAUGGACACAGAACCUGAUAAAAAGGCAAAGGAGAAAAUGCAAAUGAAACAAGAAAUUACAUUGUUUAAUGGUGUUUCCUUAAUAGUUGGAAACAUGAUUGGAUCUGGAAUAUUUGUAUCUCCAAAAGGCGUUCUGAUGUAUAGUGCCUCUUUUGGACUUUCCCUGUUAAUCUGGGCACUGGGUGGAAUAUUUUCUAUGUUUGGAGCUUUGUGUUACGCUGAACUAGGGACAUCAGUCAUAAAAUCUGGGGCUAGCUAUGCUUACAUACUUGAAGCAUUUGGUGGAUUUAUUGCCUUUAUCAGACUGUGGUCAUCCUUGUUGAUAAUUGAACCCACAACACAAGCAAUUAUUGCUAUUACCUUUGCUAACUACAUUGUACAACCAAUGUUUCCAUCUUGUCAGCCUCCAUAUGAUGCUGUAAGACUGAUCGCUGCAGCAUGUGUAUGUACAUUAACAUUUAUUAACUGUGUCCAUGUGAAAUGGGGAACUAGAGUACAAGAUGUAUUCACAUAUGCAAAAAUCUUGGCCCUCUUAAUGAUUAUAUCAGUGGGUCUUAUAAAAAUAGGACAAGGUGAAACCAAUAAUAUCAAAGCUGCAUUUGAAGGUUCAACUACUAAUGUCGGAUCAAUGGCACUUGCUCUCUAUUCAGCCCUUUAUUCAUAUUCUGGGUGGGACACAUUAAAUUUUGUGACAGAGGAAAUGAAGAAUCCAAAAAGGAAUCUUCCACUUGCCAUUGGCAUUUCAAUGCCUAUUGUUACAAUUAUAUAUUUGUUGACAAAUGUGGCAUAUUAUGUUGUCCUUGACAUGCCAGCAGUUCUUGGCAGUGAUGCAGUUGCGGUGACAUUUGGGAAUGAGGUUCUUGGUCAUGCGAAAUGGUUGAUUCCAAUCUCUGUAGCAAUGUCUUGUUAUGGAGGAUUAAACUCAUCAAUUAUAGCAGCCUCAAGGCUGUUUUAUGUUGGAGCAAGAGAAGGACAUCUUCCUGCAUGCUUGAAUUUGAUUCACCAACAUAAUUUUACUCCAGUACCGGCACUGCUUUUUAAUGGACUGAUGGCCAUUAUUUACCUACUGGUGAAGGAUAUAUUUCUACUUAUCAACUACUACAGCUUUAGCUACUGGCUGUUUGUUGGACUUUCUGUUGCUGGUUUAAUUGUUUUACGUAUUACUCAACCUGAAAGACCUCGUCCUGUGAAGGUGGAACAGCUUAAUCUUAAGGAAAUUGUUGAAUUUGAGACCACAAAUAAGAGCGAUAGCAAGGAACGAUUUGAUGGGAGAAUCGACUCAGGAGCAUCAGAGAUAUCAGUCUGUUAAAAAUGAAUACAAUACAUGGAAUCCAAUACAGAACAGCCUCUUGAUAACACUAGGAGUAAAAAUCCAUAUGUGUGUAGAAGCAAAGCUCAACGUGUAUAAAAAUCAAAAUACUCACUGGGAGCCAAAUCCAAUUUCCGGAAAAUUGAAUUAAAAACUAACGAUUACAAAAAGAACAAUACGGCUUUUAUUCUUGCUUUUGCUCAACAUGUUUCAACGAACACAGACGUCUUUCUCAAGAGCAAUAAAAACAUUGAAAAUGCUAUUUUAAUGUUUUUAUUGCUCUUGAGCUUGAGUUUUUGGCUUUUAAAUACCAAAGAAAUAGUUGAUUAAAGUGUGUUAAGGGCUGUGAGAGGCAUAAUCUGCUGAGAAAAAAAAUCUGAUAAAUUUAUAAUAAAGUCAAUAAAAUGC